This is a messenger RNA of Amborella trichopoda, 2317 nucleotides long. Its product is annotated as S-adenosyl-L-methionine-dependent methyltransferases superfamily protein. The record is from RefSeq and is a predicted model, not a curated record. Lineage: Eukaryota; Viridiplantae; Streptophyta; Magnoliopsida; Amborellales; Amborellaceae.
GCCCGAAAGAAAAUGCUUUCCACUCCCCUCUUCUCUCUCUCUAGCUGGUCAUUUGGAAACACCGGUCGAUCGACUGCUCUCUCUCUCUCUCUCUCUCUCUCUCUCUCUCCAUACAUGGCUUCCAUUAUUCAUUCCUGCAAAACGUCAGCUGAAACCCUAGAAUGGGCCAAGGCCAUUGCCCAAUUUCUCAGAGCUUAUCAAUGCCUCCUCAACGCCCAUGUCGUCAACUUUUUCCGGGAUAAGCUAUGGGAAACUCUGGAUCAGCAGUGGUUGGAUUGCCUGAGAGAUGAGCCUGUGAGAAAUUUGCUUUCCAUUCCUUCUGGUACAGUUCAGGAUAAUUGGCCUUGCUCAUUGAAGGAAUUUAUUAAUACUGCAAGAUCUCUUUCCUUUCCAAAAGAGGGGGAAUCAUUGGAAAUGAUAUUUCCUGGUGUUCGAGUGGAACCAGUCAGCAAUGUUCUUGCUCAGGGCAUGAACCUGAAGAAAAAGCAUGAAGUGGAAAUUCUGGCUGCGACUGUUGGCAGGGUUGCCAGUAGUGUUGGAGCACACACUAUAAUCGAUGUUGGAGCUGGUCAAGGUUAUCUUGCACAAGUUCUAUCAUUCCAGUAUCAGCUAUCUGUGUAUGCCCUAGAUGCUUCUGCUCACCAUGCAAGUGUUACUAGUGAGAGGGCUGAGCGCAUCAAGAAGUAUUAUACAACAAAAUCAAGGAAAACAAUAGCAGGAAAUGAGCAUUUUAUGAUUCCUAAGACAAUCACUUGUAAUAUUCCAUCUAGUGGUGCACUGACAGCCUUGAGUGAUAUGUCAUUACUUAAGAAUAGCAUCAAGGAAUCACAGGAGAGUAGCAAGCUUUUAGGAGCACUUUCCAUUGAAGAUUUGGAAAGCAAGGAGGAAAAGGUUAGCAGACCUUUAUCAUUUGAUGGCAAGUCUGUCAAGUCAUCAUUGGUUCUUGCAGGGCUUCAUGCUUGUGGAGAUCUAUCUGCAAACAUGCUCAGGACCUUUGUAGAAUCUGAUGACAUGAAAGCACUAAUCAGUAUAGGCUGUUGUUACAAUUUGUUAUCUGAAGAUUGCUCUGAGAGUGUUGCAAGCCAAUAUGGUUGUCCAAUGAGUAAUGGUGUUAAGUCUGUUGGACUAAAGCUAGGCAGAAAUGCACGAGAUCUUGCUUGUCAGAGUGCAGAGAGAUGGCGAAGUCUGAGAGAUGAUGCAGCCCUUCAGAAUUUUGAUUUACAUGCAUUUCGUGCUGCUUUCCAGAUGAUUGUACAUGAUUAUUAUCCUGAGCUUGUGGAUAUGAACCCUUCGAUAGGCAGACAAGGGAAAGCAUUGCGCCGUCGCCAAUUAAGAAAAGCCCUCCAUUCUGAACUUAUUGCAAAGGACAAUAGUGCUUUUCCCUCUCCUUCCUUCAAUAAAAUCAGUGAAAGCUUCGAAUCUUCCAAAGCAUUUGUAGCUGGUGAAGUUCGAACCUCUGAACUCCCCAAUCUUUCAGAGAUGGAAGGGAAUAUAGACCGAUACGAAGGAAAAAACGGGGUCGAUACUUACGUAUUUCGUCUUGCUAAUUUGGAUUGUCAAUCUACAGAGAGGAUUUCAAAAUCUGGAGAAAGAAAAGAAAGAACCCUUUCUUAUCGAAGUUUCGAGAAAUCUGCCCUCUUUGAAGAAUUCAGCAGGUCGGGACUAGAUCGUCUUGGGAUUGGGCCCAAGGAUGACAUAGAUUUCCUCUGUGUAUGGGAAAAGGCUGUACCUUAUGCUGAACUUAUUGGGCCGUAUUGGUCACUCCGGGCUUUGAUGGGGCCGCUGGUUGAGACUUUUCUUCUGCUGGACAGGCUGUUGUUCCUCCAGGAGCAAGGAAGAAGUUCAAUACAAGCAAUUAUGCUUCCACUGUUUGAUCCAGUUUUGUCACCUAGGAACACGGCCAUCAUUGCAUGGAAAGUUGCACAAUAAGAUUGAGUCAAGUCUCGUCUCUCUUACCAGCCCGAUAGAAGAAUCACAAUUGUCCUUAAAUUUUUGAGAAGUUCAAGAAAUGGAGUACCAUGUUAUGUAGUUCACUUUGAUGACACUGGCUCAUGGUGUCGAAAUUGUUGAUUAUAAGUAUCUGAAAUCUUUGAAAUCUCUCUCUCACGUACACACACAUGCGCAUGCUGUGUGCCACCACACACACAUACUCGGGAUGACAUGUUUGGAUCCUACUUUUGAAAUUUUAAGAGAAUGUAGCAUCUGAGCAUUACAAUUUUGAUGAAAUAUGUACUCUCCCUCUUUCGUUACAAUUUUGAUGAAACAUGUACUCUCUCCCUCUCGGGAUUAUCCAUAAAGAGACCAUUUAUGUUUUGUA